Molecule: messenger RNA, 3293 nt
Organism: Xiphophorus hellerii (green swordtail)
Lineage: Eukaryota; Metazoa; Chordata; Actinopteri; Cyprinodontiformes; Poeciliidae
Product: matrin-3-like
Exons: 18
Coding region: 189-3218 (1009 amino acids)
Molecular function (GO): RNA binding; zinc ion binding
Source: RefSeq, a predicted model, not a curated record
GGGCAGUUUAUAACUGUCCAUUAACCAUCACUAGAAAAAGAUGCUGUGCUAACGUCUCCCAGUCGGCUCUUCUGUUCUUCGGCUUUUUCCGUUAUUAACUGAUAUUUUUGUAUUAAAGUGAGAGUUUUACUGACAGAUAGGUCGGUGUUCCAUCUGAAAGUGUCUCCAGUUUAUCUGAGGCGCCCGCCAUGUUCCCGUUCCGACAGCCGUCCGACUCGGACCUGCGGCCCGACCCUCGGCGCUACGGCUCUGGAGCGGAGCGGGACUUUUUCCGCCCCCCCCAGGAGUCUUUGUCGCCGGGCCCCGCCCCCCAGGACGGCGUCCUGAGCCUGCUGAGCAGCUGCGGCCUGGAGCCGGAGGACCUGUCGGUGCUGGCCAAGCUUCCUGAGGACAUCCUGACCGUCGAGUCUCUUCCUCAGAUCCUCAAGCAGAUCAAAGGCCAGAAAGCUCCGCCCCCAGCGUUCCCCCCCCGGCCAGAGGAGCCGUUCCACCUGGGGACUGCCAAGCCUUUACCUGCCAGGCCGCCCUCUCCGCCGCCCCCUUCCUCCUCAUUCAAGGCCUUUAGCUCCGCCCCCAGGGACUGGGAGCGGCUCCGCCACCAGCCGGUCCAGUACCCGCUGCACCUACUCUCUGCCGAGUCCCGGCCGGACCGCUGGCCAGGUCAGCAGGCCGCCGGGUCAGGCAGGUCCCCCCCGCCGCCGUCCUCUUCGUCGACCAGGCGGGCCGUAGACCAGGACCUCAGGCCACGCCCCCCCGUCUACGGUAAGGACGGUUCCUCCUUCAGCGGGUCAGCAGGCAGAACCCGUCCUUCCCGUUUCUCCGGGUCAGGUGAUUUCAGGACAGCUCCUCCUCUUGAUGAGCGCCGCCGCAACUCCAGGCCGUCCUUCAGCAGCCGUGUCCCGGACCGGGUUCCGAACCUGAACCGGGCCCGCGACCCGGCCUCCGGCGCCAUGCCCUCUAAGAAACAAGCUCUGGACUUCCACGGAACGUCGCCGCCGGCGUUCCCGUACUCGUGCUCGCUGUGUGACAUCGCCGUUCUGUCAGAGAAGGUUUGGAUUCAGCACGUCAACACGACUGGACACGCAGACGGGCAGCUCAACCUGCUGCAGCGGUUUCCACGGUGGGACUGUCGCCUGGAAAGCGCUGGAAGGGACGAGAACCAAUCAAACCACAGGAGAGAUGGAGCAAAUCCCGCCCCGCCGCCCCCCAGACCCAAUCAGAACCGAGCAGAUCCACAGACGUCCAAGAAGCAGCAGAAGGUGAGAAGGUUCUGCUCAGGUCAUCAGGAGGCCGCCGCUGGGCCUCAGUGUGUGUGUGUGUGUCAGGCGUCAGAUAAAGGGAAGGUGGUGUGUGCCAAGUUCCCUCCUCAGGCUGUGGACGAGGCGUCUCUGAGGAAACUCAUCGAGCCGUUUGGAAAGGUCGGAAAAAUCCUCAUGUUUCCGUCUCUGGCCUUCGUAGAGAUGGGUUCCUCCGAUCAGGCCAAGGACCUGGUCAAGUUCUACAGCAGUUCUGACCCAGAAGCCAGGAAGGUGAAGGUGGAGUUCAACAUCUCCAACGCCUUCAGCUUCCUGCAGAGCUCCCAGGUGGUGAGCUUCACUCCAGCGCCGAGCGGCGAGGACGGCCGGUCCGAUCUGCUCAGCAUCGCCAAGCGCUUCGGGGAGCCGCUCUACACGCUCUUCCUGCCCUCCAAGGCCUUUGUGGAGAUGAAGCUGUCGGCUGAGGCCCAGAAGCUGGUGGACUACUACUCGGCCAGCGCCCUGCGGAUCAACGGCGCCACCAUCCAGGUGGCCUUCUCCUCCGAGUACCGGACCCUGCUGCGGGUUCCGUCGGCCCAGAAGUACGAAGACGAGCCGGCCGAGACCAAGGAGCCCAACAGAACCCGACAGGCCAGGACCCGGUCCGGGUCCAGAGACCGGUCCAGGGGAGGGCGGCGGAGACGGAGCGGUUCUGGAGACAGGAAGAGACCAGAGACCAGAACCAGAACCCGGUCCAGAUCCAGAGAACGGUAUGGAACCAGUUCUCCCGGGCAGAACCAGAACCAGACGGAGGGGAAGCCCAAAGAACCACAGAACCCAGAGUCCAGAUCGGCUGAACCUCAGAGAGAUGAAGGUGAUGAUGAUGAUAAAGCCCAACCAGCGGCUGGGGAAGAGGAGGACCAGCUGGCUGAUGAAGAUCAGUCCGACAGCGACAUCGAGGGCAUGGAGGUCAUCGCCGAGGACGGACAGAACCUGGACGAGGAAGAGGAAGAGGAGGAGGAGGAGGAGGAAGAGCAGAAACCAGAAUCACCUGGAGCAGGUCGGACCUGGACCGCCGCAGGGAAAGUUCUCUGGAGGGAAAAACUGAUAUCAGGAAAUGAUUUUCCAGAUGGAGGAGAGCUGGAGAAGACCGGAGCUGAGGAAGAGGAAGAGGAGGAAGUAGAAUUCCCAGUGGAUCUGGAGAGCUGCAUCACUCUGGACGAGGUGAAGACGGACGAUGAAGAUGAAGCGCCACCUGCCGACUGUCGCUGCGAGGAUGUCGGGAAGAAGGGUUCUGGAGAACCCGGUCCGGAGCCGACUGGACCGACUCCAGACCAUGAAAGUUCUGGUUCCGUCUCCAGAACCCAGGAGGAACCAGAACCUUCAGAUCAGACGAGGUCCACUGAGACUCUGGAGCCAGAACCAGACAGAACCGGUCUGGAGCCAGAGAGCCAGACCGGAUCCCAGAAAGUUCUGGAGACACGACGGGCCAAGAUCCGGUCCAGGAAGUCAUCUGGAGACGACGGUACCAGAACCGGUUCCAACGAGGAACCCGAUCAAAGAAAGACCGCCUCCAGAACCGCUCCAGAACCCGGUCCUGAAAAACGAAAAGCAACUCCUGAGAACGACGACGUUCCUCUGAAGACGCUCAGGAGAGAGAACGGACCAGAACCGGGUCAGAACCUGAGCACGGCGGAACCAGAGGCUGACGAAGAGAAAAAGCAGCAAAUAAAGACAGACGAGCAGAACCCAACAGAACCAGAACCACGUGAACAGGAGUGUGGAGCGCCACCAGCAGAGGGCGCCGCUGAGCCGCAGAAACCAGUCGGAGCCGAGUUCGUUCGUCCCGUCGUCGGCUACUUCUGCAACCUCUGUCAGCUGAUCUUCAUCGAUGAAGACGAAGCCAAGCUGCAGCACUGCGCCACGCCGGCCCACUACAGGAAGUACCAGGAGAAAACUGGCAAAGAUCCGUGGAUGAGCUGAGUUACGGAUCGGAACCGUUCGCUUCCUGCUGCUGUAAAUGUUAGUUUGAAAUAAAGCAAGUUUGAUUCUGAGGAA